ACACGAGCGACACCUAGAGGCCAUUUGCGGCUGCUGUUGCAGCACCGCCACGAGCAUUAGAAGGGCGAGGAAAUAGUUAAAGUCUAAAAUCCUAUUACAGAUCUGUUGGUUACACUUUAAACGACUUAACAGGUCACAUGGUCGGAAACCAGCGUUUUACUGAGACACACACACACACACACACACACACACAGAGAGAAAGAUUCCUGGGUCAGAGCUGAACAACAUGGACUUCAUGUCAGAUCGUGAUGUGCAGAAGUACAUGGAGGAUGGGUACGUGGUUCUCGACGGGCUGCUGACCUCCCACGAGUGUGACGAGCUGAGGCAGAGGAUGUCGGAGAUCGUGGAUGAGAUGGACGUGCCGGCGCACUGCCGCACCACCUUCUCCACCAAUCAAGACGAGCAGCUGAAAACGCAGAUGCAGGGAAACGCUGACUAUUUUAUCACCAGCGGAGACAAGAUACGCUUUUUCUUCGAGAAAGGAGUUUUUGAUGACAAAGGUGAAUUCAUCAUUCCAAAACAGCGAUCACUGAAUAAAGUUGGUCAUGCUCUGCAUGCCUAUGAGCCAUUGUACAAAACAGUUACACAUUCAGCCAAAGUUCAGGGCAUCACUAAGAAGCUGGGUCUCGUAAAUCCUGUGAUACUGCAAAGCAUGUACAUUUUUAAGCAACCAGGAAUAGGUGGAGAAGUGACACCUCAUCAAGACGCCACAUUUCUGUACACGGAGCCUCUGGGCCGAGUUAUGGGGAUGUGGAUCGCCUUGGAAGACACCACUCUGAACAAUAGCUGUCUGUGGUUUAUUCCAGGGUCACAAAACAGUGGUAUCUCUCGGCGUAUGGUGCGUACCCCAGAGGGCACCUUCCCCCUGACCGACUUCAUUGGAAAAGAGAUGGCAUACGACGAUGAGAAGUUUAUUCCUGUACCUAUUAAAAAAGGUGGCGUGGUCGUGAUCCACGGUGAGGUGGUGCAUCGCAGUGCUGAGAACAAAUCAGAGGACUCUCGCCACGUCUACACCUUCCACGUCAUGGAAUCCCAGGACACCCAGUGGAGCCCCGACAACUGGCUGCUAUGUGCUGAAGAGGCAGUUUUGAGAGCCUGAGGCAUGCAGCUGAGGACCAAGGUUCAGGCUGCAGCCCACUGAAGAGCUUCCUUUCCCUCCUCUCUACACCAAAUGAAGGACAUCUGGCUGCACAGACACACAAGAUCCCAUCUUUCCUGAAGAGCGACCAACAUGUAUGAACAGUUUCAACCAUAGCUCAUGUGCUCAUGGCUGUUUUUUUAUCUACCAUGACACCAUGUGUUGCUCUGAGCUGCAUGUAGAUUAUAGACCGUAGAGACUGUUUGUGGCCCGAUACUGAAUGACUUCAACAGGAAUUUCAGUCUCUAUAAUGUCAAUUUUUUUUAUAUACUGAAAUGAAUUUGAAUUGAACCCUUUUUAAAAAAUACAACUGAUAUUUAGAUCUACUUUUAUUCAGAGUGUCCUCAUCAACAUUUGCACCAACCAGCAUUUCUCUUGUUCAAGCUCAUUUUCCUUUUCAGAUUUGUGUUUAAACACGAUGGCAGAUUCCUAUUUUUACAGACAAGCAGUGAGCAACAAGUAUGUUGAUUUUAAGACGCAACUCAAAAGAAAAACAUCUUUAUGUAUGAAUGAUUUUAAACAACAUCCAAACUUCUUUAGAUACAUUUGAAAUCAAACUGAGAAACCAAAGGGGUAAUGUUGACGUCUCAUUGAGCCGCACAGGUUCCUCUUCUCCAUCCUCACACCAGCAUUAAACAAAUGGACUGAAAA
Messenger RNA from Hippoglossus stenolepis (Pacific halibut), 1789 nucleotides. RefSeq names its product phytanoyl-CoA dioxygenase domain containing 1 (gene phyhd1). NCBI's taxonomy places the organism in Eukaryota, Metazoa, Chordata, Actinopteri, Pleuronectiformes, Pleuronectidae. The record is from RefSeq and is a predicted model, not a curated record. The coding region runs from base 227 to 1099 and encodes 290 amino acids. The transcript is spliced from 13 exons.